Messenger RNA from Apis dorsata (giant honeybee), 2961 nucleotides. RefSeq names its product guanine nucleotide-binding protein G(s) subunit alpha (gene Galphas). Gene Ontology annotation, cellular component: heterotrimeric G-protein complex. Lineage: Eukaryota; Metazoa; Arthropoda; Insecta; Hymenoptera; Apidae. The transcript has 9 exons. The record is from RefSeq and is a predicted model, not a curated record. Gene Ontology annotation, molecular function: GTP binding; GTPase activity; G protein-coupled receptor binding. Bases 1463 to 2392 code for a protein of 309 amino acids. Gene Ontology annotation, biological process: adenylate cyclase-activating dopamine receptor signaling pathway; sensory perception of chemical stimulus.
UGAGGAGUCAACGAAACGAAAAUUAGAAAAAGAAGAAAAAUUUCGAAAAUCUUUGGUGCGUAAAGGUUUUUUUUGUGAAUCUAAGAACUUAGAAAGAUUGUCGGGACCGGAAUACAAAAAAGUUCAUGCGACUUAAAGAAAAUCGGUGCAAACUACUCAAUCGCAUAAAUCAUCUUCUUUAUUUAUGGGAGUUGUCGAUUCCACGACUUUCUUCAAUUUGCUCGAAUAAAGAGGUAGUAGCGCACCGGAGCCGAUCUAUUUUAACUUCUCGUUGUUCUGUCCGAAGGGUAGGGGCUGUGUGGUGAAGCGAGGCGAGGUCGAGCUGUCGUAUACACGCGUACGAGUCCCUUCCUUCUGAAACGAUUUCGCGUGUGCCUCGUGUUCGCGGGCCAUCACAGGAGGCGCAUCAGACAGUGCACGUCAACCUAUUAUCCCAGUCCCGGUCUUGCUCCCACUCUCGAGUAUUCAUCGUGCCUCGUGUGUACUCCCUCUAUCACAACCUGCAGCGAGUAUUUCGCGGCCGGUUUUUCGUCAGUGUCAAAUCGAAAAUUCGGAAGUGAUUCGAUUUCUUCUAUAUUAUCAUUAUUUUUUCAUCGUAUCAACAAGCAUUUAAUCGUGUUCAGUGUCAUCACGCGAUUCGCUUAUUUUCAUUUGAGUGGAUUUAUUAUCGAGCCAGGUGUUACGACCCGUAAACGUCGCUUCCCCACGACAGAUUGCUCUCCUAGAAACUCCAAUAUUUAGCGCCCAUACUCAACAAAUCAUUGUGAUCCUAUCUUUUCUGUAUAUUCAUAUUCGGCACGCACAAGAUAUCGAAGUUAGUGUGUUGGACCAGCAGCACUGUCGUCGAUCGUGUAUAGCUAUGGUUUCGCGGGUAGUGCGAAAUAGUGAAAGAAAAGCUGUGAAGUGAAUCGAGUGUAGUGCAAUUGAGAAGACAUCAAGACAUACAGAUGCGUAGUUGUUAUUAGUGUAAAAAACGGAGAUAGUAAAGGGGCGACAAUCAGAAAAGGAGAAAGAUUAGCACAUAAGAGAAGGAGAACGAAAGAGAGAAGCAUUAAGGAAGAGGAAAGGAAAGAGAGUGAUUAAAGAAGAGAAAGAGAGAGAGAGAGAAAGAGAGUUUGAUAGAAGGACAAAACUCGAGUGUGGAGAAGUACGACACGGUGAUAGAUAAGUAUUGAGUGACAGACACGGCCGGAACGAAGAAACGAACUUAUAGUAGUAUACGUCGAAAAGAAGUGAAUCUCUACGAAUUGCGGUGACAGAGAAUAUAUUUAUCGAACAUCACAUUCACACGAGAUAAACAACACGCGUUGACGAUAGACUCGUUACGCGAGUCUAUUCUCUCUUAUUUGGAAGUAAUAUAGUGGUGAGAUUGUCUUUCUCCGAACUGAAACAACAGAGAACAACAGAAGUGGAAGGGAAGAGCGAAGAGGGUGAGCCGCGCGUGUCUCUCUCGUGGUGUGUCAUGGGGUGUUUCGGCAGCCAGAGCAGUAAGGCCAGCCAGGAUGACAGCAAGAACCAGAAGAGGCGCUCGGAUGCCAUUACCAGGCAAUUGCAAAAGGAUAAGCAACUUUACCGAGCUACUCACAGACUUCUUUUGCUUGGAGCGGGAGAGUCUGGGAAGAGUACCAUCGUCAAACAGAUGAGGAUAUUGCACGUGGAUGGUUUCAGCGAAGCGGAAAAGCGGCAAAAAAUCGAGGACAUCAAAAAGAACAUCAGAGACGCGAUACUGACGAUAACCGGCGCGAUGAGCACGUUGACGCCACCCGUUGCUUUGGAGGAUCCGGCGAAUCAGAGCAAAGUCGACUAUAUCCAGGAAGUCUCAAACUCCCCGGACUUCGAUUAUCCCCCGGAGUUCUACGAUAUCGUCGAAGCCCUUUGGAAGGACCGAGGUGUUCAACAGAGUUUCGAAAGGAGUAACGAGUACCAACUAAUUGACUGCGCUAAAUAUUUUCUAGAUAAGGUAGCCAUUGUUAAACAACCGGAUUACACCCCCACAGAACAGGACAUCCUCAGGUGUCGAGUCCUCACGUCCGGUAUCUUCGAAACACGGUUUCAAGUCGACAAAGUAAACUUUCAGAAACAAGAUCUAUUAGCGGAAAAGAUAAAAGCAGGAAAGCACAAAUUAGAAGAUUAUUUUCCAGAUUUUGCGAGAUAUCAGACACCGGUUGAUGCUGGGGUAGUAGUAGAUCCUUCGGAACCUCCUGACGUUAUGAGGGCCAAGUACUUCAUUAGAGACGAAUUUCUUCGUAUAAGCACAGCGAGCGGCGACGGCAAGCACUAUUGUUAUCCGCACUUUACAUGUGCCGUCGAUACGGAGAACAUCAAGAGAGUGUUUAACGAUUGUCGGGACAUCAUUCAACGGAUGCACUUGCGCCAGUACGAGCUCUUGUGACUUCGUUCCUGCCAACAUGUCCUGUCAUCUAUUCGUAUAAAAAUUACGGUAGUGAUCCAUCUUGAGCUAACGCGAGUCAAAUGAAUCGUACCGUGGGCGAUCUGAAUAAUAUCGCGAUGUACGACGAUAUAUAACAUUGGUGCGUGGAACUCUUCUUCGCUUAUCUGAAGCCGUUUAAUUAUUCAGAAAGUAAUGCGUCGAAGACUCCGCGUGCAUGCAUACAUGAUUGAUGACUGCGAGUCGAUCAUUCUUCUUCGACAGAGAGUUCAAGGAGAAAAGUUGAUACGCGGUGGUUGGGGAUUACCUAAAGAAAAUCUGUCUCGCAAUGGAGAGAAUAGUUCUCUUUUUUUGCACAGAAUCGCUUACUAUGUCAUUGGUGUACAAGCAAAUUAUGCCCUAUGCGCAUUCUACUCUAACGAUCGUUUUGACAGAAAAAAAAAAAAAAGAAAAAAAAGAAAAAAUAUCUUGGGCAUUUCGAUUACUCGACUCCUUUUUUUUAGGUUCCGUCGAGAGUGUGCUGAACGUCCUGAAUGGGAGGGAGGGGGGGAAAUAAUAUUCUUUGCUAGAAA